CCUUUCGCGAGCUCCGAUGCGUGGAUGAGGCGGUGGAGUUGCCGACUCCGAUUGUCUGCUUAGGGUUUAGCGCCGCCCCUUGGGGCCGUAGUGCCUCUGAGCAUACACAGAAUGCCUUUUCUCAAAAAGACAACGGGUUCGCCGCUCUUUUAUUGGCCCAAGAUUUAAAUCUGAGGCAUCUGCUUUUUGCAAAGCAGUUAAAUUACUUCGGUCCCUUCAGCAUCUCAUGCACAACCCUCGGACCUGAACCCAGGACUGGAGCUUUAAGGCUGCGCUUAACUCCUCUACCGAAAUCCUUAACUUCGUUUGACAGGUUCUCACGGUUAACCUUUGGAGAUUCGGGGAAGCCAUGGAAGAAGCCAGCACUGUGGAGGAAGGGGAAGUGACCUCAGGGAUGCAAUCCUUGGCAGUGGAAGAUGGGCCUGCUCCGGAUUUAGCUUCUGCCACUGAGGAACAAGAUGACGCUGCCAGAGAAACUGAGGGGGAAUUAUCAGGGAAGGGAGAGAAAUCUGCUGAAGAGGAUUGGUGUGUCCCCUGCAGUGAUGAGGAGCUGGAUUCUCCAGAUAACUGGAUGCCUGAACCCAAGGAGAUCCGCCGUUUAUAUGAGCUCAUUGCUGAGCACGGGACUUUGGAGAUUCAAGCUGAAAUCCUCCCUCGGCGCAAUCCAACCCCAGAGCCUGACAGUGAAGAUGAGGAUAAAUCUGAUGGACAAUCUGAACAGGAAGAAGAGGAGGAAGAGAAGCCUCAUGUGCCUACUGAGUUCGACUUUGAUGAUGAGCCUGCCACUCCCAAAAGCUCCUUGAUUGAUCGACGGAGAACUCCUGGGACGUUAGCAAAGAGUCAGAAAAGAGAAGCCCGCCUGGACAAGGUACUGUCAGACAUGAAGCGUCAUAAAGUGCUGGAGGAGCAAAUUAUGAAGACCGGCUGUGACCUCUUUGACCUUGAUUCAGAUGAUGUACCCACUCCAAAACGACCCUCUGGUCUCUUUCUCCGUCAACGCAAAUACUAACAGUAACGAAGAGAACAAGUCGAGAGAGGAAGAUGGAGUAGAACUAUGGGUACAGAUACAAGGGGAAAGAACUCCUGCCUAAACCUAUUGCAUCUGUUAGUACCCUGGACUUAGACUGUGAUCCUGUAUGGGUUACUAGAGGUACUAGUUUCUCGGUGUAAUAAAACUCUAUGAAUUUGCUUUUAA
Messenger RNA from Pantherophis guttatus, 1195 nucleotides. It is a transcript of the gene PAGR1, whose product is annotated as PAXIP1 associated glutamate rich protein 1. Gene Ontology annotation, molecular function: nuclear estrogen receptor binding. Gene Ontology annotation, biological process: positive regulation of intracellular estrogen receptor signaling pathway; positive regulation of cell cycle G1/S phase transition. Lineage: Eukaryota; Metazoa; Chordata; Lepidosauria; Squamata; Colubridae. The record is from RefSeq and is a predicted model, not a curated record. Gene Ontology annotation, cellular component: MLL3/4 complex.